CAAUGGAAUGACAUUUGCGCAGAUUAAACGUCAAAAUAUAUCAAACGUUUAAUUUAUCUAUUUACAACAAAAAGUGUAAACUUAUCGAUAUACAAAAAAGAAAAAAAAGCGCAAGAACGAAAUUUCUACUUACAUUUAUACGAUUUCCACUCGCUACCUUCGAGAACAUCACCCAUUUUCAUAAAGUAAACAAAAAAACCAGCCACAGCAAUCUGUUUUAAGACAAAUUUGUAUUAAAAAUGCCAAUGGAAAAUGUGGAACAACCUACACAAGACACCCAAAAAUCAUCAAUGGAAAUCCUUUCCGAGUUAUUCGGAAGUUUUGAUGCCGACCCGCCGGUGAUUGUUAAAAAGGAAAAAGGUGAAGAUAAGAAACACAAGAAAAGCAAAAAAAAGCAUAAACACAAAGAGAAAAAGCACAAAAAGAAAUCAAAAAAGAGAAAGAGAUCCGAUAGUGAGUGUAGUGAUAACUCCGGUAUUGAUAUAACCGGGUUAUUAAUUAAAAAAGAGAAAGAUAUUGACAUUAAAAUAGAAAAAGACAUUGAAGAGAAGUGCUCAUCCAUUUACGAUGCAACAAUUUUAGCAAUUAAAGGAAAAGAAAUGAUUGAAAUUGAACCUAAACCUAAAAAAGAAAAAGUUAACCACAAAAAAGAUAAUAGUAAAGAUUGUAAUAAAAAGAAAAAAAGGAGUAAAUCCCAAGAUGAUGUUAAAAGAGGAAGGAGUAAAGAAAGGUAUCGAUUAAGAUCACGUAGUAGAUCAAUCGAAAGAAAAUCAAAUAAACGAAAAAGAGAAAAAUAUAGUCCAAGACGGGAUCGAAAAGAUUACGAAAAAAAACGAUCAUUUUACGACGAUUUUUAUGGCAAAGAUGAUAAAUAUUCUAAAACCCAUCAUUAUAGGAGUUACUCAGAGAAAGAAAAACGCCCCAACAGAGAUGAAACUUCAUUAUCAUCACAUAUAGAUAAAAAGAAAUUAUUAGAAAUUGCACGAAAAAAUGCAAUUCAAAUGAUGAAAUCGGGAAGUUUACCCGGUGCUUUAACACUAGGACCACAAGCCCAAGAAAAAGUUAUUGCUGCCAUUAAAUCAGGAGGAAAAACCGUUGAGGAAUUAACCGAUUUUUGUAAAACUUUAUCACAAAAAGAAGAAUUAGGUGAACUUUCCAGUGUCUCAGAAGAUAACGACACUGAUUCUGAUAGUGAUAAACAGUUUCACCACCCAUUUUUAAUUAAAGAAAGACCCAUUUCUAUCACCAUGAACAUAAAGAAUUCGGUUCCAUUGCCGAUUAAAAAUUCUCAAGAACGUGCUUCUGAAUUACGGAUACAAUUUCCAGUUAGCAGCGGACAACAACAUCGAAAAACUGAAAGCGAAUGGGUACCUGUUUCACCGAAAAAAACAGAAUCAACAACAACGACCACAACAACAACUAUAACUAUAGCAAGUGUUUCAAGUAGUAAUAUUUCAAAACCAACUCCACCUAAAACAACGAUUGUACAAAAACCUAAAGAAACUUUAACUCAACCUGAAGUAUUUAUUAAUAAUACACAAAUGGAGCAAAAUAUUGAUGUAGCAUCAAUAGUUAGUCAAAGGUUAUCUGCUAUGAGAAAAUUGCAAGAAAAUCCUCAUGAUGUCCAAGCGUUAACUUCAAUGUAUAAAGCACAAAAAGAGAUGAAUAGUUGGGCUGAGAGUAAACAACAAAUUGGACAAUUUACCGGUUCAACUGGAGCACAAAUUUUAUCACAGGCCGAGUUAUCAUCCGGGUAUCAAGCUUGGGCACGUAAGGAUCAGCUACAGACCGCUGCUCCAGUAUCUGGUGGGAUGGGAAUGCAUUUGCUUCAAAAAAUGGGUUGGAGACCAGGAGAAGGACUUGGAAAAGAGAAAUCAGGUACAUUAGAACCACUUUUAUUAGAAGUUAAACUGGAUAAGAAGGGAAUCAUCGCCAAAGAGGAUCAUCAGAAGAGAAAAAGCAUUAAAAACGUUCCUAGUAAAGGAGGAGGAGCAACUUCAUCACAAGUUGUUUUACAAGGAAAACAUCCCGUUUCACUUUUAGGUGAAUACGCUUGCAAGAAUAAAUUGGGUAUUCCCCAAUACGAUUUAUGUUUCGAAUGUGGACCAGAUCACAAGAAGAAUUUCUUAUUCAGGGUUAUUUUAAAUAACAUCGAGUACAAACCGCAAAUAGCCAGUCCAACUAAAAAGGAAGCGAAGGCGAACGCCGCUUUGGUUUGUUUGCAACAGUUAGGAAUCUAUCCUAAUCAAAUGGUGCAACAACCAGAAAUCAUUGUGCAAAAUCCACAAAUAUUGAGUCAAGAUCCGCAAUUACUUAUGCAUCAACCUCAACAACAUUUUCAAAUUGAAUAGUUGUAUUAAAUAAAAAUUAAAAGGAUGUGUGGACAUAUUAAUUUAAGAUGUUGUAAAAUAAUGAAUAAAUUGUUUUAAUUUAGAUUUUAUUUGCUGGUAUCAAGAAUAAAAUGAGUUGUUUUUA
This is a messenger RNA of Onthophagus taurus, 2475 nucleotides long. It is a transcript of the gene Son, whose product is annotated as Son RNA binding protein. The record is from RefSeq and is a predicted model, not a curated record. Gene Ontology annotation, molecular function: RNA binding. Gene Ontology annotation, biological process: regulation of mRNA splicing, via spliceosome; regulation of cell cycle. Lineage: Eukaryota; Metazoa; Arthropoda; Insecta; Coleoptera; Scarabaeidae.